GACGUGCCCACCCAGCACGCUCGGCGUUGCCUGGAGCCGCAGCGUGCAGAAGCAAGUGAGGGGGUAGCCAGACGCUGAAAGCGCGGCGCUGAUUAGCGAAUCCGGAAUCGCCUGAAUGAAAGCCCACUUGUGAUUCGCCCUAAGUAGACCAAAGACCCUGUGGGCUGGAACCGGCCGGAUCGUGAAGUAUGGCCGGCACCGUACUGGGCCUGGGGGCCGGCGUGUUCAUCCUAGCCCUGCUCUGGGUGCUGGUUCUGCUCCUGUGCGUGCUGUUCUCCAGGUCCUCCGGUGUUGCUAGGUUCUCUGUCAUUUUUGCCUUCCUCGGUGCUCUGAUCAUCACAUCCGUUCUGCUGCUUCUCCCCAGGGCCAGUGAAGCCCCAGCCCCAGAGGUCGAAACGAAGGUCGUGGAUGCCUUUUUCAUUGGCCGCUACGUCCUGCUGGCUUUCCUCAUCGCUGUCUUCCUUGGAAGCCUCUUUUUGGUUCUAACGCAUCAUAUCUUGGAGCCAAUCUACGCCAAACCACUGCGGUCCUACUGAGCACCGUUUGGGAAAACCGAGACCCUGUUUCUCCUUCAGUUUUGGUGUCAUUGAUGGGCGGAAAGGCAGUGAUCGGAGCCUUGUUUUGACUGCCUUCAUGCCUCAAGCUCAGAGGAAUAUCCAUUCAUCACUAAGACAAAUCCCUCGAAUCCUGGCUUCCAGAAGUGGGGCUGCAAGAUUGUCCCUGUGCAGAUAGAUUCUCACCAGCCUGAGGGGGACAUUGCUUUCUUCUUAGCACCUGUACCUCAGAUUUUCAUCUGUUUUGAAAAGGAAAUCGUAGCAGUGAUCUGCUCAGAGUAGAUUUUCAAUCCUGAUGUCAGUGAGUAGAUUUGGGGUAAAGCAGCACUUUGGCUUCUGCUGUCUGAUAGAUGGAAGAAUCUGGUCCUUUGAAUAAUAUAUGACAUUUUCAGGUACAAGGUCAGGAUCAUUGGGAAAGGAAAGGCUCUCAAAGUUCAAAGGGUUACUUGAUGUGCUGAGUUGGAAGGCUGCUCAGGUUUUGAGCAUUCUAUGCGUGUCAUGCCGCAAAAUUCUGUAACGGCGGUGGUGUCACCGCCCUCUGCUCUAAUAAAUCAAUAGCCAAGAACCAAAGGAGUGACUUUCACUUCAGAUUCUUGGCCACAACUUCCUGAAUCUCAUAUUUCUUUAUUUCAAAUUUACCUGGAGAUUAGGAGGAAGGGUAUGAAAAUCUGGUUGGUUGUCUCACUUUGUAUCUCUGGGACUCUUUUUUUCCUAGGAUUUGGUGGCCUUUGAGUGCCUCAUUAUGUUACUGUAAGAGCCCAUUUGGGGUUAUUGGCAUCUCUUUUCAUCUUUGUAGCGCAUUCUCCAAAGCUAGUGAGAGAUUAGAUGUAACUUUGAACCUGUCUGACAUCCCUGACCAGGUGAAAUUUGUCAUUAAGUGGAGCAGCUGGUUCCAUUCUGGAAGAUUUUCUGGCUUAAAAUUAUGAACCAGAGAACAAGUUGGAAAAAGAACCUGGAGUACAUGCUAGAUGCCAGUACUAUACUAGUUCCCCCAAAAUUCAGUUUUUUUCAUCUUUACAACAAUCUAUUAUGAUUCCCAUUUUGAAGUAGAAAAAAGUACCGUGUAAAGAGAUUAACUAACUUGCCUAAGAUGCAUGCACAUAAUGGCCGGUGUGCAUACCCAACCGUGGCCAAAACCAGGGCCUGUGUUGGACUGCAAAGAAAACACACUGAACUUGUGGCACUUAGGAGAGCUUGAGGAAGUUAGGGCCACUUCUCCUCUGCUUUCCCUCCUGGGUCCUGCUGGUGUAAAAAAGGUACCCAGUCCUGCCACCCCAGUGGGGGUUAAGCUCUAAACGAAAAGAGGAGGGAACUGGUGGU
Manis pentadactyla (Chinese pangolin) is the source of this 1874-nucleotide messenger RNA. It is a transcript of the gene TMEM218, whose product is annotated as transmembrane protein 218. The transcript is spliced from 5 exons. The record is from RefSeq and is a predicted model, not a curated record. The coding region runs from base 189 to 536 and encodes 115 amino acids. Lineage: Eukaryota; Metazoa; Chordata; Mammalia; Pholidota; Manidae.